UGGUGUCUAGAAUUUUUUCCACGUAAGUUUCUGGGCACAAAUUAAACCGCCGAGGUCAUUCAGGUCAGCAACUGUUGCUACUCUUGCUCGCUGAAACUUAACCCUACGUCGCCAUGACUGCAGCCAUGCUUACGUUGGCCGUUGCUCUCGCUGUAAUAAAUAUUAUCAGAAUACAAGCCGAGGUCUACUCAUCCUUCGCUCAUCUCGAGCGUUCACUGCAAGCUGAGCAAUCUCUGGCGAAAGACAUCAAAGAUUAUAUAAAACAAGAAAAAGUGCGACUGGAAAAGCUGGAAAGAGCUGCCGAAGAAUAUGAACAACACAGCAAAGCAGCGUUGGCGAACAGUGAAAGUUUCAUGGGGAAUCCCAUCAACGCGUACUUGUUUAUGAAACGCUUUACGACAGACUGGGCAGACCUCAGUCAUCUACUGCAAGAGGACCACAGCUAUGAUCUUUUGGCAAAUUUCGAAGAGAUCAGAAACAAGGGAUUUUUACCGCAGUUGGUAGAUUUACAGGGGGCAGCGGCAGCUCUGAUGAGGUUACAAGACACGUACAAUCUCAACACAUCCGAAAUUGCCAGUGGAAUACUACAGGGAGUGAAGAGAUCGCCGGGUCUAUCUGCCUUUGACUGUUUUUACUUUGGGAAAUACGCAUAUAACCAAUCUGAUUACUACCACACACUUCUGUGGAUGCAGGAGGCGCUCAAUAGACUGCCAUUUGAGCCCGACUCCCCCAUAGACCGGAUAACCAUAUUAGAUUACUUAACGUUCGCAACUUUCAAGCAAGGAAACGUGAGACACGCGCUUCUUCUUGCAAAUGAGAUGCUGCAGAUAGACCCCGAGAACGAAAGAGCAUUACAGAAUAAAAGAUAUUUUCUAUCAAAUCUUGAGGAAUCUGACCAGCCGAUGACGAUUGAAAACAAAAGGCCACAUAGGGGAGUAAGGGAUGAAGAAUAUGAAAAUUAUGAAAAACUAUGCCGAGGAGAUAGUAUUAAACCUUUCAAAACACCAAAACGGACCCACAAACUUACUUGCAGUUAUGAAACCAACAAGAGCCCUAAUCUGCUGUUAAGACCAUUCAAAGUUGAAGUAUUGUAUCACAGCCCUAAGAUAGUCAUGUGGCACGAUGUGCUGUCCGAAGUCGAAAUGAAGAAAGUGAAAGAGCUCGCUACGCCUCGGUUAAACCGCGCGACCGUUCACAAUCCUGUGACAGGAAAACUUGAAUUCGCGGAAUACCGAGUUAGCAAAAGUGUUUUCUUGGACAGCGACAUCGACCCCGUAGUGGAAGUAAUCAGUCAAAGAAUCGCAGACAUCACUGGAUUAGAUAUGUCCACGGCUGAAGGACUACAGGUAGCUAAUUACGGGAUGGGUGGACAAUAUGAGCCACAUUUUGAUUUUGCCCGGAGGAGAGAAACUCACGCUUUUAGUGAUGCUAUAGGAAAUAGAAUAGCCACAGUUCUGUUUUAUAUGACAGACGUGGAAGCAGGGGGCGCCACAGUAUUUCCCAAACUAGGAGUUAAAGUUUUCCCUAAAAAGGGAUCUGCAGCAUUCUGGUACAAUCUCAGACGGAGUGGUAUUGGCGACUACCGUACAAGACAUGCCGCGUGUCCAGUGCUGUCCGGGGCCAAAUGGGUUUGCAAUAAAUGGCUGCAUGAAAGAGGACAGGAAUUAAGGCGAACGUGUUCAACCAAUCCUAAGGAAUAAUCACAGCGGCUAUGCAUACCAUAUUUGUUCGAUCCAGGAACUCAAACCAGACUCGCAAUACUCAAUGCAAUUUAUAUUCUUGAAGUUCAUUUUAGUGUAGAUAUGCAUCACUAGAGCUUUCACUGCAAGACUGCCAAAAUGUUUGCUUUCAUAUAUAUUUUAAGUGUGAAACGCACAUGAUAUCUGCUAUCAUACAGUGGACUCAAUAAACUAUAUAUUUUCUUUAUUUAACUGAUUAUUUGACAUCAUUAAUAUAUAGGAUGGCAAAAUGUACUUCUUAAAAAGUUAUCUUUGUUUAAAAGAAUUUUUUAAUAUAUUUUGUCAUAAUGACAAGCCCUGAACAAGAAUGGGCAAUCAAAAACCGUUUUAAGACGAACCAUGCACGGAAGGAGACAGUUUUGUCGUUGGUCUGCUCCUAUUAUAUGGAUACUUUUAAAACAGUUUCUGGUAUCAUGCCAUACGUUAUAUUGGCACUAUUGUUGUGAUGUAUUUUUGUAUAUUUUGUUUCAUGUUAUACAGAAAGUAAGAAGAAUAUAUGGAUAUUAUGUAAUGUACAACGCAUCAAAAUCAGAUUGUAUCAAAGACGAUAUCAGAGCAAAUGGAGAGUGUGUAGUGUGAUUUUUGACGACAGAGGUGUUGUAAAGAUUGUUUUCAGCGGUGCAAAGUUGAAUAAAGGUGCCAUUUGGUAGAUGUAUACUUGUCUUUUCACGCUUUUUACAACUAUACGCGACAACUAGACUACAUA
Molecule: messenger RNA, 2445 nt
Organism: Lingula anatina
Lineage: Eukaryota; Metazoa; Brachiopoda; Lingulata; Lingulida; Lingulidae
Product: prolyl 4-hydroxylase subunit alpha-1
Biological process (GO): peptidyl-proline hydroxylation to 4-hydroxy-L-proline
Cellular component (GO): endoplasmic reticulum
Molecular function (GO): procollagen-proline 4-dioxygenase activity; protein binding; iron ion binding
Source: RefSeq, a predicted model, not a curated record